Molecule: messenger RNA, 983 nt
Organism: Momordica charantia (bitter melon)
Lineage: Eukaryota; Viridiplantae; Streptophyta; Magnoliopsida; Cucurbitales; Cucurbitaceae
Source: RefSeq, a predicted model, not a curated record
AACAGGCCAAACAAUGGCGUAACGCUAAGGAAGCACCCACCACCGCCACCCUUCUCUCUCUCAAUCUGCUACACCACACAUUUCCCAGCAGGCGCAAACCAUAAAGGGAACAAUGACACCUGCUCCAAUUGUUGAGUCCAUCGAGCCUGAGAAGGAGAGCCACCAACUCUCUUCUGCAGCCGAAUUAGAGAAGAAACUUGAGUGCGAUGACAAGCCGAUUGUCGAAGAUGUGGAGGAUGACGAAGAUGAUGAAGAUAACGAUGAGGAUGAUGAUGAGGAGGGAAAGGAGAACGGGGCUCUUGGCCUCGGUUCGAAUGAGAGUUCAAAGCAGAGCAGGAGUGAAAAGAAGAGUCGCAAGGCUAUGCUGAAGCUGGGCAUGAAACCAGUUACUGGGGUCAGCAGAGUCACCAUCAAAAGAACAAAAAACAUAUUGUUUUUCAUAUCGAAACCGGACGUGUUCAAAAGUCCAAACUCCGAGACGUAUGUGAUAUUCGGAGAGGCGAAGAUAGAGGAUUUGAGUUCUCAGUUGCAGACACAAGCUGCGCAGCAAUUCAAGAUGCCAGACAUGGGACAUGUGAUGGGGAAAUCAGACAUUUCUGGUGGCGCUGCAGCUGGAGGAGCACUGGCGGAGGAGGAGGAAGAGGAAGAGGUUGAUGAAUCUGGGGUUGAGCCCAGAGACAUAGAUUUGGUGAUGACACAGGCUGGGGUGUCGAGAAGCAAGGCCGUGAAGGCCCUCAAGACUCACGAUGGGGAUAUUGUAAGUGCCAUAAUGGAGCUCACAACUUGAGUGCGCUACGGCCUUUGGCUCUCAGUUUUGCUUUGUUUUGCUUUGAUUUGAUGAUGAGUUCCUUCCAAUUGUUAAUUUUCUUGCUGCCGUGUGGUUGGCUAAAGAGUUAUUAUGAGAAGCCAUCUUUUGUUACCCUUUUUUGCCUUGUUCUUCACAGAAUUCUACAGAACUACCUGGACACCCAAUUCCAUGGAUU